AUGUUUUUUACUCUUAUUAAUUCCAUUAUUAAUCCUCUUAUCCUAAUUAUCUGUGUUAUAUUAGCAGUUGCACUCCUCACACUAGUCGAGCGUAAAGUAUUAGGUUAUAUACAAUUACGAAAGGGCCCUAAUGUAGUUGGGCCUUAUGGUAUUCUACAACCCUUUGCUGAUGGUUUAAAAUUAUUAACUAAAGAACCUAUCUCUCCCUCUACUUCCUCAUCUUUCCUUUUCAUUUUCACCCCUAUUAUAGCCUUCGCAUUAGCCUUAACCCUUUGAACUCCUGUCCCCCUGCCGUUUCCUAUUGCUGAUUUAAAUUUAGGCAUCUUAUUUAUUCUGGCAUUAUCAAGCCUAGCAGUUUAUUCUAUUCUAGGCUCAGGAUGAGCAUCCAAUUCAAAGUAUGCUCUAAUUGGGGCCUUGCGAGCUGUAGCACAAACCAUUUCCUAUGAAGUAAGCUUAGGCCUAAUUCUUUUAUGUGCUAUUAUGUUUACAGGAGGAUUCACCCUUCAAACUUUUAGCACCGCUCAAGAAGCUACUUGAUUAAUUAUUCCAGCUUGACCACUUGCCGCAAUAUGAUAUGUUUCCACAUUAGCAGAGACAAACCGUGCCCCCUUUGAUUUAACAGAAGGCGAGUCUGAACUCGUGUCAGGUUUUAAUGUAGAGUAUGCUGGCGGACCUUUUGCCCUAUUUUUUCUAGCAGAAUAUGCUAAUAUUCUUUUGAUAAAUACCCUCUCCACCACUCUUUUUCUUGGCUCCUGCUUAAAUCAUAAUUACCCCGAAAUUACAUCCACUGCUUUAAUAAUUAAAGCCACUAUUCUCUCAGUAUUAUUCCUUUGAGUACGAGCAUCCUAUCCCCGGUUUCGAUAUGACCAGCUUAUGCACUUAAUUUGAAAAAAUUUUUUACCUAUUACUCUGGCUUUAGUAAUUUGACAUCUAUCUCUUCCUAUUACCUUUUCGGGUCUUCCCCCUCAGCUUUAA
This is a messenger RNA of Fundulus heteroclitus (mummichog), 975 nucleotides long. NCBI's taxonomy places the organism in Eukaryota, Metazoa, Chordata, Actinopteri, Cyprinodontiformes, Fundulidae. The record is from the annotation of a RefSeq genome assembly.